GGAGGAACCGCUGAGAACGAACGGGCAAUUAGGGCUAGAUUACCAUUGCUGCUACAGGAAAUGUUGAAGAACCUGCUAUAUUCUCGAUUUGAACUAGAGUAUGAGAGUUCCGAUGUGAAAGCAGUUGGACAUGUGCCCACCUCGCCCUCUCCCUUGAGCUCCUUAGUUGUUCGAGCAUUGCUGCCAUUGAUGGAAAACCAGUACGCCCCAGUCUUGAAGGGUUGUAACGGAGAGGGAACACUGAUGACUGGGAAACCCUGGAAGUAGAAACAGGUUGAGGCCUGAAACAGCUUAGAUCAAUUGCUCGCGUUGUUGUUUGCAUCGCAGGAGAAGAAUUUCUCAGUUGUUUUGAAGGCGAGGAGAUAUGAUCACUCCAAAAGUAGUUACCAUUGUCCUGUGGGUUGCUCUUUCAGUCUUCACACUUCAAACAGCGCGGCUUGCAUCGGCGCAGGAAUGCCCAUUCGUGCUCACGCCAGGAGCUGUGCUGCCAAAUUACACGUAUGACUAUAAAUCGGCUCCAUUCGUUGCUUUAUACGGUCGGCUUGACAAGAUAGUCGCAGAAUUUACUGCAAACAACUCUCUCGUCAAUUACGCUGUUGCUGUAGUUCACAGAAAUCAAACAAUCUACAGCUCUGGUCAGACUUCCACUCCAUUCCGAGUCGCGUCUAUCACGAAAACAAUAACGUCUCUGGGAGCUUUGAUGCUGCGUGAUCAAGGACUGCUCAAACUCGACGACCCCGUCAAUAAAUAUCUUCCUGGGUUCUCUAUCAUCAAUCCAUGGGGAGAACACAACACGACGAUUCGAGAGCUCAUGGCACACACUGCCGGCAUCCCCCUAACGUUGUGUCCUUUUCUCCAUACUUGCACAGAUGUCGAAUCGGAGAUUCUGCAGCAGAUAUCGGGUAUGGAGCUGGUUCGACCUCCUUGGAGCCGCGAACCCGUCUACUCCAACUUGGGUAUUUCUAUCCUUGGCCACACUUGGGAGAAGGCUACAAGUCCUUCCAUGACAUGGGCGGAGUUCGUACAGGAGAAGAUUUUGAAGCCACUGGAUAUGACUGCGUCAGGGGUGAAUCUCAAUAACGUUGUUUUGGCUGACAACGCGAACCCUUUUGCAAGGCAGGACCUUGGGUGGAGCGCACCAGCAGCACAAAUGUACUCUACUGUGGACGACCUUGCCAAGUAUCUGGUGUUCUUAUUGAAUGGUAAACCUGGAUUGAUAUCCAAGUCAUCUAUACGAGAGUGGAUUCGGCCCACUAAAACUUUUGCAGACGGGAAGGCAGCUUACGGAAUGCCAUGGGAGCUGCGCAAGCUGGAGAAUCAAACUGACUUCAUAAUUGCCAAAGCCGGCGACAUAAACGGUUACAGAACACAGCUCGCCAUCUACCCUCCCAGUGAGCUUGGGAUUGCUGUGACAACUGUAUACACCCUGCCGUUUUUACCAGGCCCUGAGAGACUAGCUGAUGAUUUUUUCAACCUCCUCAUUCCAGGAUUGCAAGAAAUAAAUCAGCAAGUUCUAACAGACACCUAUGCAGGUGUCUAUAAUUGUGUGCGCACCUUGCCCAUCAAAAGUCCGACUCGGAAUGUUACCGUCCAAGUUCUAGGUGGCACGAUCACCGUGGAAGUGAACGCCACGUUUGGCCUUCUGGCCACCUUGGAGGUUCCGUUGAUUAACGACGGUGUUCGGUCUGUAGCUGGCGGUGUUCUGUCUUUACUCCUCAAAGAUGCAACCAGAAAUUCCUUUUUCUUCGGCAGUGGGCCGUGCAUAUGGUUCGUUGGUGGCAUCAGUGCCACUCCAGACCUCACCUCUCCGAAUUCUCCUGACAGCGUCUACAACGAAGAAUUCAUAUUUGAUCUGCAAACGAAGUCGAUCUCCUGGCCUGCUGUGGGUGCACAAUGUACAAUAUCGGCUUGAACAGUGAUCCACCGAAAUGCAUUGUCUCUCCUGUGAAGCCUUUCCAGUUUAGGAUUUGGGCCUAAAGAACUCGUGAGUUCUACUGAUACCAACUGUUCUGUUCUCAGCAGUUGUGGGGCCGAGGGGUGUUUAUGAUAGAUGAAAGUCGGCUGUUUCGUCUGCAUUUUUGUAGAACUUAAUGAAAGACAAAUCCCGUGCAAGGAAGCAAAUGACAUCCAUCCCUCGUACAUUUACAUGAAAGAGGGGUCAUUUGCACUAGUAUGGUUUGAAAAAACAGGGUAGUGAUUGAAGCCCUUUAGUUUGUAGUCAGUUUGUUAUAUAGGCAUGCCGGUAUAGAUCUUGGUCACGGAGAAGUUCACAUAAUAUGUGAGUGGUGGAGAAUGUAUUUUUUCAGAUCGAGCCAAUUACCACAAAUACGUAUGUCUUUGAGACCCGAUACAACCACUGAGACUAAGUAAUCGUGACUGGUAUCUAUCCACCCGAUAAAAGCUAAGUUUUAAGAGUUUUC
This is a messenger RNA of Marchantia polymorpha subsp. ruderalis, 2420 nucleotides long. Lineage: Eukaryota; Viridiplantae; Streptophyta; Marchantiopsida; Marchantiales; Marchantiaceae. The record is from the annotation of a GenBank genome assembly.